UAAGGCAAGUUUUCAAGUUUUGAUUGUUUGACCCCCAUAGCUUAGUGAUGGCCGGGAAUAAGGCGGACGAAGUGGAAGAGACGACGGACGAAAAGCAGCAGCAAGCCAAAGGGGAUGAUUUGUCUGGGGAGCUUCUCAUCAAGCACCCGCUGCACAACACCUGGACCCUCUGGUUCUACGAGAACGACCGUAAGAAGUCCUGGGAGGAGAACCAGCGCGAGAUCACCAGCUUCGACACGGUGGAGGACUUCUGGAGCCUGUACAACCACAUCAAGAUGGCCAGCGAGCUGAGCAUGGGCUGCGACUACUCUCUGUUCAAAAAGGGCGUCCGGCCUAUGUGGGAGGACGACGCUAACAAGCAGGGCGGCCGUUGGCUUCUCAACGUGGAGAAGAAGAUGAACGAGCUGGACCGCUUUUGGCUGGAAGUCCUGCUGUGCAUGGUGGGAGAGGCGUUUGACGAGUACAGCGACGAGAUUUGCGGGGCUGUGGUUAACGUACGCGCACGAGCUGACAAGAUCGGUAUUUGGACUGCGGAUUUCAACCACAGUACUAGCAUAAUGGAAAUUGGGCGCAGGCUCAAAAGCAGGCUUACCCUUCCUCCUAAGAUGGUUAUGAGUUAUCAAAGCCACAAAGACACUGCUUCUAAAGUGGGUGCCAACAGUAAGAGUAUGUUUACGUUAUGAGCUGGAGUGGAGGCUAGGUGAAAUUUAAUUAAUUACGUUAUUGAAGCUUUUUUUUUUCAUCUUGAAAUUGGUUUGUGAUUUGUCCCUUGUCAUAUUUAUUUCUGUAAUAGCUGUUGACUUGUUUUAAGAGAGAUCCCUGUCCUGUUUGAUAAUAGGUUUCAUCUCCGGAAAUUGUAGGGUAACAUUUAUUUGACAAAGACCGCUCAUCUCACAUUUGAAAGUUUGACUUUGUUUUAAUGUUAACAAAAUUAUAUGUCUAUGUUGUCUUAAUUUCAUUUAGUCCACUAUUGGUUCCAAGGACCUCCCUCAAAAUGUGAGAUUGUUUUGUGUUUUAAUGGGAAACUAUAGUUUCAAUCAUAACAUGUUAUUUUUCCCCUUUUGAUUUAAACAUUGCAGUAUAUGAAGUGAUUUCAUAUUUUGUACAUGAUCUGCAUCAUGACUUGGUAAAGGUUCUGUUUUGUUUCUUGUUUGCUUUUUUAUUGCUGAGGAACAUGUGCUUUUCAUGGUUAGAAAGCUUCAUUUAUAUUAAAAUCUCCAAGAUUUGUCCUGAAGCCAUUCAGUAUUAAGAAACUAAGUGUGUUUAUCCGAUCAAUAUGAAUGACUUGUUUGGUUUAAUUAUCUUCCCAAAGCAAUGAACCCAUAGCACUAAUGAUUUUGUGUGUGUAUCCCUAUAGUCUUUAUUUAAAAGAAAAUUUGUUACUUACGCAGUAUUCAAUAUAAAUAAUCAAACAUACUAAGCCAUGACUUACUUUACUCUUAUAUAUUCUAGAUGUAUCUGUGUGGCUUUCUAUUCUCUAGCUCCUUUCUUUUUUUUCCUUUUUUUUUUGCUAAAGAAUUGGUGAGAGCACGGUGUUUUAAAUGUAAGAAGGAUGAAAGCUUGAGGUGAAGCACCCUCUCCUUGGAGUGAAUGGCAAUUGGCUUCUCACAUGUUUAUAUCAAUAGCUUAUUAUAUGUAGUCAGCUCUAUUCCAUAUUUAGAUUAGAAUGUAACUCAUCUAUGAAAUCCUUCAAUGCAUAAUUUGAAAAUGUGUUGUCCUGUAGUUAAAUGCCAAUCUAAUCUCAUUUUUCAAUUUUUUGUUUGUCGAUUCUGACUGUGUGAGUUAAUAAUUUCAAGGGUUUUGCAUGGGUAGAAUGUAACCAAGCUUCUGAUUUAGGCGCAUUUCAAUGGGAAGUGUAUUUUUGUAUAUCUAUAAUAAAUAUUCUGUAAUGAGCAUAA
Molecule: messenger RNA, 1898 nt
Organism: Frankliniella occidentalis (western flower thrips)
Lineage: Eukaryota; Metazoa; Arthropoda; Insecta; Thysanoptera; Thripidae
Product: eukaryotic translation initiation factor 4E-like
Exons: 1
Coding region: 48-683 (211 amino acids)
Biological process (GO): translational initiation
Cellular component (GO): eukaryotic translation initiation factor 4F complex; cytoplasm
Molecular function (GO): RNA 7-methylguanosine cap binding; translation initiation factor activity
Source: RefSeq, a predicted model, not a curated record